Molecule: messenger RNA, 1491 nt
Organism: Tetrahymena thermophila SB210
Lineage: Eukaryota; Ciliophora; Oligohymenophorea; Hymenostomatida; Tetrahymenidae
Product: cytochrome P450 family monooxygenase
Exons: 3
Molecular function (GO): heme binding; oxidoreductase activity, acting on paired donors, with incorporation or reduction of molecular oxygen; iron ion binding
Source: RefSeq, a predicted model, not a curated record
AUGUUUAUAGAAAUAUUAAUUAUUAUUCUUUUUUUUGCUGCUUUAAGGUUAGUAAUUAUCCCUUAUUUCAAGUUCCUUAAGUACAAAAAAUAUGGGGAUGGCAGAUUUGUUCCAUUAUUAGGAGAACUAGUAGAGAUAAAGGAAGCUAUUAAAAAGUACGAGGAUGUAGACUAUUUCGUAAGUCACUAAUGCGAUGAAAAUCCAGACUUAAGAUUAUAUGUUGUCAAUCUUGGCUCUAAGAUAAAGCUUAGAUUAGUAGAUCCCGACUUAAUGAGAGAUUUCUUUUUAAAUCAGUAGUAUUAUGAAAAAGAUACUUUUUACAUUGGCAACGUCCUAAGAUGCGCACCUUAAGGUAUAGCAUUUGUAGAGGGCGAGCAAUGGAAAAAAGCCAGAAAAAUGUUUUCUCAAGCUUUCCAUUUUGAAUACCUCACUUCUCUAGCUCCAUUAAUAGAAUAAAUAGCUUCAAAAGUCUUUAACUAAGCUAUGGAAAGUAGCGAAAUCCUUGCCAAUUAUGAUCCCCUUGUAUAUUCAUAAAAGAUAACAGGAUAAGUGGUUAUUGCUACCUUUUUUGGAGAACAAGUAAAUGAAAAAAAGUUUAGAGGUAUGGAUUUAGUCUCAGCUUUGACACAUAUGUUAAAUCUACUUGGAGAGUAAUCAAUGAGCCUCUAAUACUUUUUGUUUGGAGCAGACUUUUUUAAGUUAAGACUAACUAAAUCCUAAAGAUAUGUCGAUGAUAUCAUUAAAGAUUUCCGUUCUUUCAUGAAAGAUCUGAUUGAGGAAAAGAUAGAAAGCUUUCAAAAAGAAUUGAAAGAAUAAGGAAAAAUAAGUGUUCCUUCCAUUUUAGCUUAGAUAGUUUCCACUUAAGAAAUAACAGAAGAAUCAAAAAAAUAUUUAUUUGACGAUUUUACAACAUUCUAUGCUGCUGGAACAGACACUACAGGUCAUCUCCUUGCUAUGACUUUUUAUUACAUAACCUAAAAUCCUGAACUCUAAAAGGCUUUGCAAAGAGAAGUAGAUGCAAACUAAGAUCAAUCACCUUAGGGAUUAGCAUAACUCAAUUAUUUAAAUGCUUUCUUAAAAGAGACUUUAAGAUAUUAUGGUCCAGCUAACUUUACUUUUGAUAGAAUUGCAACUAAAGAUCAUUACUUAGGAGAUAUCCCUAUUGCUAAGGGUACUAUUGUAGUUCCAAUUUCUUAAAGUACCCAUAGGAAUAAAAAAUACUAUGAAGAUCCUCAUAGAUACAAUCCUGAAAGAUGGUUGGAUAAUAAAUAAAAGUAGAUUCACAAUUAUGCAUAUAUGCCAUUUAGUUCAGGUCAAAGAAAUUGCAUUGGAUAACAUCUUGCUAUGAUAGUUGCAAGAAUAACUCUCAACAAGUUCGUCAAAAUGUUUGAAUUUUCUUGUGAUCCUAAUUAUAAGCUAGUGAUAACUCAAAGAUUUAUGUCAGAGCCAUUAGAUCCAAUUCCAUUAAGGUUAACAGUCAGAAAGCAUUGA